CGCAAUUCCGCCUCUUUUCUCUCUGUCACCUGCUCGCUCAAUGGCUAUGCCAAACUGCUCCCUCUACCAUGUUCUCUUCUUCUUACUUCCUUCCUCGUGCUUCUUCCUAUCGGGAGCCCUCGCGGAGUCCUACGGAUGGCGGAACGCCCAUGCCACGUUCUACGGCGGUGGCGACGCCUCCGGCACUAUGGGAGGGGCUUGUGGCUACGGCAACCUCUACGGCCAGGGCUACGGAACCAACACCGCCGCCCUCAGCACCGCGCUCUUCGAAAACGGGCUCAGCUGCGGCGCCUGCUACGAGAUGCUGUGCGCCGACGAUCCCCGGUGGUGCCUCCCGGGCUCCAUCGUCGUCACCGCCACCAACUUCUGCCCCCCCAACUACGCCCUCCCCAACGACAACGGCGGCUGGUGCAACCCUCCCCUGCAGCACUUCGACCUCGCCGAGCCCGCCUUCCUCCAGAUCGCUCAGUACCGCGCCGGAAUCGUCCCCGUCUCCUUCCGCAGGGUGCCCUGCGUGAGGAAGGGAGGCAUAAGGUUCACCAUCAACGGCCACUCCUACUUCAACCUGGUGCUGAUCACCAACGUCGGCGGGGCCGGCGACGUGCACGCGGUGUCGAUCAAGGGGUCCAAGACCGGGUGGCAGAGCAUGUCGCGCAACUGGGGCCAGAACUGGCAGAGCAACUCCUACCUCGACGGGCAGAGCCUCUCCUUCCAGGUGACGACCGGCGACGGGAGGACGGUCACCAGCUACGACGUCGCGCCCGCCGGGUGGCAGUUCGGGCAGACCUUCGAGGGAGGGCAGUUGUAGAGACCUCGUGGCUUCGAGAGGGAAGGAAGGGAAGGCUGCUUCUUUAGGCAGAGGCGUUGGCUUGGUGGAUCGCAGAGGUUGUUUCAUUAGCGCCCGCUGAGGCGUACAUAUGUCGAUGACUAUUGCAGAGAUUGUAGCAGUACACGAUUCAGGAUGAGUGGAUCGUGCACAGCAAGCCAAUUAAGGCCACGCUAGCAUAUUUUUUACAAGGCUUUGAAUAGGAAGAAGGUCGUAUAGAUUUCAUAUUUGUAACUAUAGCUAGCAUAUUUUAUUUAAACGAAAUAAUAUAUGUUGCUACGUUUAUUUA
Musa acuminata AAA Group (dessert banana) is the source of this 1115-nucleotide messenger RNA. RefSeq names its product expansin-A8-like. The record is from RefSeq and is a predicted model, not a curated record. NCBI's taxonomy places the organism in Eukaryota, Viridiplantae, Streptophyta, Magnoliopsida, Zingiberales, Musaceae. Gene Ontology annotation, cellular component: extracellular region. The transcript is spliced from 3 exons. Bases 41 to 808 code for a protein of 255 amino acids. Gene Ontology annotation, biological process: plant-type cell wall organization.